Molecule: messenger RNA, 369 nt
Organism: Oikopleura dioica
Lineage: Eukaryota; Metazoa; Chordata; Appendicularia; Copelata; Oikopleuridae
Source: the annotation of a GenBank genome assembly
AUGCUCGCAAAGUGCCAAGCUGUUUGCCCGGAUUUCGACGGGACUUUCAAUUAUUUGCCGAUGUUCAAACGCGCUUCCGCGAAAAUCGUCGCCCGGAAUGGAGAAGCUGAAAUCCUAUCGGAAACUAUCAGGGGUCAGCUGUCUUGCUGGGAUGAAGUGGAAACCUUCAUGACUCCCGCCUUUCUUGAGGAAAAUCACAAAGUGAGAAGAGGAACUUGGAGCUGCUUGGCAAAGGAAGGAGGGACCGUCUUCUGCAGAAAUAAAUGCAACGAUAGUGGCGAAGUUCGCGUUACCGCGAAGCUGGAUCAAAGAGGAAUGGACUUUUCGAAGACGAAGCCUUUCAACAAAAGAGCCUGCAUCGAUGAAUAA